Molecule: messenger RNA, 903 nt
Organism: Podarcis lilfordi (Lilford's wall lizard)
Lineage: Eukaryota; Metazoa; Chordata; Lepidosauria; Squamata; Lacertidae
Source: the annotation of a GenBank genome assembly
AUGGCCGACAUUGUAGCAACGAGGGUUUUUACAGACAGCAAGAUCAAACCCCUUCUAAAUAGGUGCCCUGGCGGUGAGGACAUUAGGACAAGAGACUCUGCCUUACUUCAAAAUACUGUCAGGCCCAAUCGCGAUGACUCUGCAGCGUGCCAUCCGCGACCAAACUCGAUACCCUCUCAAACUGCUAUAUAUGAGGAUGAUAAUCUGCAGACUGCCCUCGACGAAAGGGAACUUAUUGAUUCAUUCAGAGCCCUUCCUCCGAAAGAACAGUCGGUGAUGAUGCAAAGAUUUGACACGCUUAAAUCUCAGCUUUUGCAAGUUCAACAUAGAGGGGAAGAUACUAACGAUGUCUCAAAUAAUCCCACUUGGGCCCACCGGACAGAAGUGGUUGACCUUCUUCAGCUCAGCCCCACUCUGAAUUCAAAAACCAUCCGACAAGACUCAAAUCUUCAAGUUGCUUCUGCAGCGUGCGCUACAUCACGAGACGACCAGGCUCUGCCAUCCUCACUGAACCUUCAUCUAUAUUCAUCAACCAACAUACCUAAGGACGAAAUUCUGAUUUCCCUGCUUGACUCAAAUCCCUCUUUAACUCACUCAUCUAUGCCAGAGCUAGAAUCUUCUCCAGUUUCGUCCAGAUAUAGAAGUAGUCCACAAGUGAUGCCCCUGAGAGAGUCUUCCGCAAUUUCCACCUCCGUGAUGCCCCCUCAAUUACCUCCUUCAAAGGAAACUGCGAAUGUUACACCUCGGGACCCGCCGUCAGAAAUGAUUGAAGACCCGAUGGGACGCAUCAAUAAAAUAAUCCGAAUGUCGGAUGACAAAUCUACGAGAGGGUUUACCCCGACGGACUCAAUUCCCCCUACCUGGGUAUUUCUCUGUCAAGUUGUACCAAGAAUUUCGAAAUGA